This is a messenger RNA of Elgaria multicarinata webbii, 1122 nucleotides long. Its product is annotated as protein FAM83D-B-like. NCBI's taxonomy places the organism in Eukaryota, Metazoa, Chordata, Lepidosauria, Squamata, Anguidae. The record is from RefSeq and is a predicted model, not a curated record. The transcript has 5 exons. Gene Ontology annotation, cellular component: cytosol; mitotic spindle pole. Gene Ontology annotation, biological process: positive regulation of cell cycle G1/S phase transition; regulation of TOR signaling; signal transduction. Bases 1 to 1122 code for a protein of 373 amino acids. Gene Ontology annotation, molecular function: protein kinase binding.
AUGGGGAACCUGUCUCAGUGCCUGGACGAUGCGCCCCUCAGGGGGUUCCGCGGGUGGGAGCCGCCCAGCCCGCCCCAGGCCUACAGCGAGGCGCAGCGCCUGGCGCUGGAGGAACUCGUGGCCGCCGGCCGGCCGGCUUUCCACGCUUUCUUGCGCCGGGAGAAGAUGCGCCCUUUCCUCUCCGAGCCCGAGAUCCGGGCCGUGCUGCGCGCCGCGGUGCCGCCGCCCGGACAGGACGAAAGCGCCGCCGCUGCGGAUCACGCCCUGAACGCCUCGUUGGAUUGCUCGUCGCUCACUUACUUCCCGGUGCAAUCCGACGUGGAGCCGCCGGUGCUGGAGCUGGGCUGGCCGGCCUUCAUGAGCGGCUCUUUUCGAGGGCUCACGCGGGUGGAGACUCACUUCCAGCCCAGCUUUGGCGAGACCAUCUAUCCCUGCAAGGAGGCGGUGCGCAAGCAGAUCCGGUCGGCCAAGGAGGUCAUUGCUCUAGUUAUGGAUUUCUUCACAGAUAUUGACAUCUUUAGUGAUCUUCUGGAAGCCUGCCAGAAGCGGGGCAUCAGAGUGUACAUCCUCUUGGAUCAAGCUUAUUUCCCCUACUUUCUGAAAAUGUGUAGAGAUCUGGGAAUCAACCUGGAACAGGAAAAGCUCCUUAGGGUCCGGAGUAUUACUGGAAAAACCUUUUGCACGAGAUCAGGAACCAAAUUAUUUGGGAAGGCCCAUGAAAAAUUCAUGUUAGUUGAUGGCAUUAGAGUGACUACAGGUUCCUACAGUUUUACUUGGACUGAUGGGAAUCUAAACAGCAGCAACAUUUUAAUACUUUCUGGUCCAGCAGUGGCAGAUUUCGAACUACGAUUCCGGGCCCUCUAUGCACAGUCAAAGCUCAUCAGCACAAAGAUGUCAAUGCCUGGCAAAAAUACUAGGUUGGAGCAAAUUUUGGGGAAAGUAAUGCCUUCCAACGAAUUUUCCAAGAGAAAUGUCUUGAAAAUGGAUUUUUUCUACCUGAGAACAUAUGCUGGAAAUAUGAAGAGCAAGCAGACAUUCCUACAGGUUUCCAGGGACACAAGAAUCAUACAACUGGAAGGGGAUGGAAGGUCACCAAAUCCCAAAGCCCGCCCUAAAUUAUAA